Molecule: messenger RNA, 2698 nt
Organism: Passer domesticus (house sparrow)
Lineage: Eukaryota; Metazoa; Chordata; Aves; Passeriformes; Passeridae
Gene: GPRC5C
Product: G protein-coupled receptor class C group 5 member C
Exons: 4
Coding region: 775-2058 (427 amino acids)
Biological process (GO): G protein-coupled receptor signaling pathway
Cellular component (GO): signaling receptor complex; plasma membrane; intracellular membrane-bounded organelle
Molecular function (GO): G protein-coupled receptor activity; protein kinase activator activity
Source: RefSeq, a predicted model, not a curated record
UCCCUGUCCCCGUCCCGGGCCUGGGGGUGCCCGGUUCGGGGUGCCCCUCGGGGGACCGGGGGUCCCGGCAUGUCCUUGCUGGGGUCUCGCCCCGGUUUCCUCCCCCAGCAGUGAGGCUGCGGCUUCCUCGCUGCCUCCUCUUCCCCGUGCCCACCAUGAGGUGGCAGGAAUGGGGUGGCAACGGUGGGGACAGGGACUGGGACCCCGUGUUGUGCCGUGCCAUGCUGUGCCGUGCCGUGCCAGGCUGCGGCUGCCUACGUGCCAGCGGGCUGGACAUGCGACCUGCACUGGGCCAGUGCCCAAAGCCAGAGGGAAGUGGGACAGGAGAAGUGGAAAGAGGAACGUGGUGCGUGCAGGGACAAGGCAAGGGGACAGCCCUGUCCCCCAGUAUCACCUCUGCCAUCUGGUGUGGGCCCGCAUUUGGGGAUCCUGGGAAGCAUCAGGCACAGUGCUGCUCCUCACACUGGAGGAAGGGAUCAGGAGAAUUCCCAGAGAAUUCCCGUGUUGGGAGGGAUCAUAUGGGACACAGAGGCGCUGAGCCCCUCCUCAACAGCCACCAGCCUCCAGGCAGGGAGCCAGUGUGGCUGCCUGGUCCCAUCUGGAGCUCCGUGGCCGUACUGGCUGAGCUCAGCUGUGCCAGCAGGGCAGAGCCCCCCGGGACCCCCUGCUCACCAUGCCCAGUGGGGAGCACGGGCAGGGAUGCUCUGGGCUGGGAGCUGAUCCCCAUCCCCAGCCGCUGAGCCCUGACCCCGCUGUGUCCCGCAGGGUCCCUGGAUGCCACGGUGCAGGAUGGGCACCACGGCCGUGCUGCUGGCCCUGCUCCCCACAGCCUCUGCGCAGCCCACACCACCCCCGGGCUGCGGCCACGACCUCUCCUCCCUCUACUACAACCUCUGUGACCUCUCGGCGGGCUGGGGCAUCGGCGUGGAAGCAGUGGCCAGCCUCGGCGUGGUGACCACCUUCGUGCUCACCAUCGUGCUGGUGGCCAGCCUGCCCUUCGUGCAGGACCGCCAGAAGAAGAGCCUGGUGGCCACGCAGGUCUUCUUCCUUCUGGGCACCUUCGGGCUCUUCUGCCUGACCUUCGACUUCAUCGUGGGGCCGGAUUUCUCCACCUGCACCUCCCGCCGCUUCCUCUUCGGCGUCCUCUUCGCCAUCUGCUUCUCCUGCCUGCUGGCCCACGCCGUGGCCCUCAACUUCCUGGCGCGGCACAACCGGGCCCCGCGGGGCUGGGUGACGCUGGCGGUGGCCCUGUCCCUCGCCUCGGUCGAGGUCAUCAUCAACGCCGAGUGGCUCGUCAUCACGGUGGCGCGGCGCGAGGGCGGCCCCGCGGACCCCUGCCAGCUGGCGGACGCCGACUUCGUCAUGGCCCUCAUCUACGUCAUGGCGCUGCUGGCGGCCGCCUUCGGCGCGGCCUGGCCCCCGCUCUGCGGCCGCUACGGCCGCUGGCGCAAGCACGGCGCCUUCAUCCUGGCCACCGCCGGCCUCUCCGUGGCCAUCUGGCUGGCGUGGAGCGUCAUGUACCUGUACGGGAACCAGCGCGCCGGCCACAAGCCCGGCUGGGACGACCCCACGCUGGCCAUUGCGCUGGUCUGCAACGCCGCCGCCUUCCUGCUGCUCUACGCCAUCCCCGAGGUGACGCACGUGACACGGCGCAGCCCCGAGCUGCCCUUUGAGGACGAUGGCUACCCCACACGGGGGGUGGGCUACGAGACCAUCCUCAAGGAGCAGAAGUCGCAGAGCAUGUUCGUGGAGAACAAGGCCUUCUCCAUGGAUGAGCCGUCCUUUGCCAAGAAGCCGGUGUCCCCAUACAGUGGCUACAACGGGCAGCUGCUGACCAGCGUCUACCAGCCCACCGAGAUGGCUCUGAUGCACAAGGGGCUGAGUGAGGGUCCCUACGACGUGAUCCUGCCCCGCGCCUCCACCAGCCCCGUGCCCGGCAGCGCCAGCUCCACGCUCCGAGCCGAGGACGCCUUCGCGGCCCAGGCCCGGCACUCCAGCAUCCCGAGGGACUCCCGGAGCUGCCAGGUGCAGUCCCCGUACAGCAGGAACCGGUGGUGAAGCCCCCCAGGCACAGCUCCCGCAGCGCCGGCGCCGCCGCGGCCCCUCCGUCCCGCUGCCAGGGCUCGCCGAGCCUCAUCCCACCCUGACUGAGUGAAUGCCACCCGGGCGGCAGCCAGGGCUGCUUCCUGCCCGUGGGACGCCUGGACACGGCCCCAGAGCCAGCGCUCCCGCCUGCCCGUCCCACCUGGCCUCGGCCCCUCAUCCCUGCCUCAAGGACUGGCUCCCGUGAGGACACCCCCGGCUGUCGCCUCACUGCCUCGUGAUGCACAGACCCCCCGCCUCCCCCGGGCCAGGGACCCUCCAGAGCCCCGUGGGACCCCCCCAGGGCACCCCAGCACCGAGCCCCCGGCCCCACACUGACUCCCCAGCCCUGGGCACCCCGAGCUGAGCUGGCCCCAUCGCAGCGCAGGACACAAGGGGACACCAAGCUGUCCCCAGCUCUGCUCCUCCCGUGCCUCUGUUUCCCCGGUGCUGGGGGAGGGGGAUCAGUGCCUUGCUGGGGCUGGGGACCAGCCCCCCAUAGCUCUGGCCACCUUCUCGGUGCCUUUCCCCCCCUCGGGGCUCCCCCUGCCCGGAGUGGGGAGGGAGCUGGGCCCCUCGCCCUCCUGGCGGCUUUCUCUGUCAAGUUUCCUUUCCA